Messenger RNA from Coccidioides posadasii C735 delta SOWgp, 3559 nucleotides. NCBI's taxonomy places the organism in Eukaryota, Fungi, Ascomycota, Eurotiomycetes, Onygenales, Onygenaceae. The record is from RefSeq and is a predicted model, not a curated record.
CGCUCUGCCCGCCUCAUCUUACUGGGAACAACGAGAAAAAAAGAAACUGUUCCUCAUCUUCACCUUGGUUCUGUCAAUGGCUGCUGCUAUUCUUCUGUGAGCUCGACUUGCUUGACCAGGCAGCCCUGCUCGGGCCCCCACAUGACCGUUUGCCAUCCUUCCACCGCCCGUCGCGUGCGUUAAGUCUGCAAGCAAAUUUCUUCCGUGCUUCCUCCGUCGUCCGUGCCAUUCCGCCCAUCCGCAUCGCGAGAGAUCUCCAUUGUGUUCGCGUCGCGCAGGCAUCCCUCCCACAUCCCAUCCUACCUGCUGCUGCAUCCUGCCUGAAAAACGCCCUGGAAGUCUCCGCGUCUUGGCACAUCCGCUCUUGUCGAGGCAACCCGAGGUGUCAUCGGCGUGACAAGACGCCCGCCGCGCCAGAUGAUGGCCCCGGCGAUCCCGCCGCCCAACGAUCGAAAGCGGGUCAAAGUUUACGAGUUAAAGGAUAAUGACUGGUUUGAUCGAGGCACCGGCUUCUGCACCGGCCAGAUAUUCGAUGAUGAACCUAAAAUACUGGUCGAGUCGGAGGAUCAGCCGGACCGCAUGCUACUGGAAACAAAGAUAUCGAGGGAUGAUGGAUAUCAGAAACAGCAAGAAACCUUGAUCGUGUGGACGGAACCGAACGGCACGGAUAUGGCUCUCAGUUUUCAAGAGGCUGAGGGCUGCGCUGUGAUAUGGGAUUUCGUACGACAUGUUCAGCAGCAAUUCAUGGGAUUAGGUCCUGACGACUCGCUUUCUGACGACGCGCUUGAUUCCUUAAGCAAUCCGAUAAUGCUCCCUCCGCCGGAACUUGGAAAUCUCGCUGAGAUAGAGAACGCGAUGCGCGCAUCCACCACCACGCAAACAGGCCGAGAUGCCAUCUCCAAGUUCGUCAUCCGCGACGAAUAUAUCCUAAAACUCCUCCCUUUAGUAUCAGUCGCCGAGGAUCUUGAGAGCCUCCCCGAUCUACACAGGCUAUGUAACAUAAUGAAGUCCUUGAUUCUAUUGAACGAUAACACAAUCAUUGAGCUAGUCGUGAGCGAUCACGUCAUUAGCGGGGUUGUGGGUGCUCUAGAAUAUGAUCCGGAGUUUCCCACCCACAAGGCGAACCACCGACAAUACCUCAACGAUCGCAGUCGCUACAAGGAAGUCGUGCCUAUCAAGGAUCCGAUAAUCCUACGGAAGAUCCGGCAUACCUGGCGCCUCCAAUAUUUGAAGGAUGUUGUGCUCGCUAGAAUCCUCGACGAUCCGACGUUUUCGGUUCUGAAUUCCCUCAUAUUCUUCAAUCAAGUCGACAUAGUUCAACACCUCCAGGCUAACACCCCGUUCUUGAACGAACUUUUUGCCCUGUUUAACCCAAGGAACACAGACAACAAGCGCAAAGAAGAUGCAGUGCAAUUCAUCCACCAAUGCGCGUUGAUUGCAAAGAACCUGCAAGCCGCGGCCCGCGGGAGCCUCUUUGGCAGCUUUAUCAACCAUGGCCUAUUUCCAGUUAUCGCGUACGCUGUGAAACACCCGAAACCUGCCCUCAGGACUACCGGUGUGGACAUACUAGUUGCCCUUCUAGAUCAUGACCCUAUAAUGAUGCGAGGAUAUAUGUUAAAGGCGGUUAAUGAGAAGAAAGUCCCUCUCACGGACACUUUGAUUGAGCUAUUACACACAGAGACAGACCUGGGAGUUAAAAACCAAUUGGCAGAUGCAAUCAAGGUCCUUCUAGAUCCCCAGACGCCAGUCCCCGAAGUCUUGAGCAGGAUGGGUGCCGAUUUCUUACCAAAGUUGCGGUCACAAAAUGUAUUUCCUGAUACAUUUGUGCAGAAUCACUUCGACGAGUCAGCGAAGCGGCUAUUUCUGCCUUUAAAGAGGUUAGAGGCAAGAUCUGACCUUGAUAUUCUCACCUUUUUCGUUCGCCAACAUCUGUUUCGGAGCCGUAAUCUCAUGCAUGCAGAGUCCCUCGCGCCUCGAAUAGCGCAGCUCCUCACAGUACCGCAGAAACACCUCAAACUGACUGCACUAAAGUUUUUCCGGACUUUGAUCAGCUUGCAGGACACAUUCUAUUAUUCCCAAAUGACGCAUAAUAAUACGUUUGAACUCAUUCUCAAUAUAGUAUAUGAAACGAUGCCGCGCGAUAAUUUGCUCAAUUCUGCCUGUUUAGAGUUGUUUGAGUAUGUCAAACGUGAAAACAUCAAGCCGAUUAUCAUCCACGUUGUCGAGAACUAUCGCGAGAAGAUAAAGGAUAUCACCUAUGUUGACACGUUUCAGAAUUUAAUGAUUCGCUACGAUCAGAUGCAAGGAUAUGGCGCCCAACCAGACGCCACAUUAUUUAGUCAAGAUGAAUCUACAACUCCUACCCGGAAUCUCAUCAACGGUGGUCACCGCUGGCAGGGUGUCCGAGAGAUGGAUGCAGCAGAAGAGGAAUAUUUCGAUGCAUCGGAUGAUGAGGAAGACGAGCAGGGUAAACCCGCCGCCGAAUCCAGUGCAGCUCUUAAUGGCUCAGCCUCUCCUGCGGCUAAACCCUUGGUCGACUACCCUGACGAUGACGAUGACGCCAUGGACGUGACCGAACACGGACAAGCCCCUACUGGAUCGGAAGUAGUGUCAGAUCCGCAAAUUAGCGGACAGCCCCUGUCUACGGCCUCAAGUGACACGCUAUCACAAAUAUCGUUCAGUGGCGAGCGAUUCUUAGAACGGUUUUCUGAGAAGCGGCGUCGUGAAGAGGAUGACGACGACGAUGAAUUGAUCAAAUUAUCCUCUGCAUCAAAACGCCGUGGCUCGAGUGCUAGUGUUAGCAGUGCCGGUUCUUCAACGCUUGGUGGUUUAUCAAUGAAGAGGGGCAUUUCUGGGCAGUCAUCUACCUUGUCACCCACGCACAGUAAUGCUGGCGAUAAAUCUUCUUCCACUACUCCUGCUGGAACGGGAGGCAAGAAGAUAUCCUUUAAUCUAAGCAUGAGCUCGGCAACACAAGCCGUCUUGAAGACCCCCGAUCAAGCCUCUAGUCACGGCCCGCAGGACAGUCAAGAUGAGACAAUGAAAGGAAAUGCUGCUGAGAAUGACAGUGGAGGCGAUAGCAACAACGGUGGAAUAGGUUCAUAGGUGUCUAGCAUUUCCAGUUCCUGCCUUUAUGCGCCGUUCUUCAUCGAUGUUCCAUUCUCGCAGUUCGGGCUUUGCGUUAUUGUUUUGUCGUUUUCCAUGCCAGGAUACGGCAGGGCACCAAAAAAAAAAGAAUAAUAUGUUACUCAACGAGCACUAAUCGAACGACAUCAAGGAAGCAACGGCGUAUUUGCAUGUGUAUUCCGAAUAUCCAGGGGUGCUAUGUGGGCUUUUUGUUUGAUUGAGAUCUUCCAGCUUAUUUCUGAAGUGUUGGCGGCGUUUACCGUGCAGCUUUUUUUCUCUUUUCUCUCACCGUGUGUGGUGUUUCGCAUUUCUACCGUGUGUUACUUAUAUCUUUUACCAUCCUGCUCUGUUCUAUUACUGGUUUUGGUGACGGAUCAAGACUUAGUCGUACAUUAGAUACCACUGGAAUGGAUGAAUUUUUUUCCUUUUUUUU